Molecule: messenger RNA, 2024 nt
Organism: Podarcis raffonei (Aeolian wall lizard)
Lineage: Eukaryota; Metazoa; Chordata; Lepidosauria; Squamata; Lacertidae
Gene: RGMA
Product: repulsive guidance molecule BMP co-receptor a
Exons: 4
Coding region: 188-1540 (450 amino acids)
Biological process (GO): BMP signaling pathway
Cellular component (GO): plasma membrane
Molecular function (GO): coreceptor activity
Source: RefSeq, a predicted model, not a curated record
UGAAGAGGGGCACCGCGUAGCAAUCUCUACAGGAAAGAGAGGGGCGCAGCAGGUUCUGCAGAGGAGGAGGGGCUCGCUCUCGCGUGGACCAUCCUGCACAUCUGCCCCCUCCCUCUCCAGGUCUCGUGCAUCCGAGGGGCGUUUGCAGCUGGCUCCAGCCCUCUCCUCCCUUCCAGGUGCAAGGCUCAUGCAGCGGCUAAGGGAGAGGCUAGUGGUUAGAGCUGAAGCUGGAUGGAUGGGUAUGGGGAAAGGGGCAAGCGGCCAAGCCCUUGGACUGAUCCAGACCCUCUUUCUCUCUCUCUGCGUCUUCCCAACAGUGACGUCUCAGUGCAAAAUCAUGAAGUGCAAUUCUGAGUUCUUGGCGGCCACGUCGGGGCCCCACCACGUGGGGGCAGAGGACACCCCCGAGUUCUGCACGGCCCUCCGAGCCUACGCUCACUGCACUCACCGCACCGCCCGCACCUGCCGCGGAGACCUGGCUUACCACUCCGCCGUCCACGGCAUCGACGACCUGAUGGCCCAGCACAACUGCUCCAAAGACGGCCCCACUUCCCAGCCGCGGGUCCGCCCUCUGCCGCGAGGCGACAGCCAGGAGCGCUCAGACAGCCCGGAAAUCUGCCAUUAUGAGAAGAGCUUCCACAAACACUCUCCUCCUCCCAACUAUACGCACUGUGGGCUGUUUGGAGACCCCCACCUGAGGACUUUUUCUGACAGUUUCCAGACUUGCAUAGUCCAAGGGGCAUGGCCGCUCAUAAACAACAACUACCUGAAUGUGCAGGUCACCAACACACCUGUCUUACCUGGUUCCACGGCGACAGCUACUAGCAAGCUCACCAUAAUUUUCAAGAGCUUCCAAGAAUGCGUGGAGCAGAAAGUCUACCAGGCCGAAACGGAUGAACUCCCGGCGGCCUUUGCCGAUGGCUCCAAGAACGGUGGCGACAAGCAUGGCGCCAACAGCCUGAAGAUCACUGAGAAGGUGUCCGGCCAACACAUUGAGAUCCAGGCCAAGUAUAUUGGCACUACCAUUGUGGUGAGGCAGGUGGGCCGCUACCUCACCUUUGCUGUGAGGAUGCCCGAAGAGGUGGUGAAAGCGGUUGAAGACGGAGACAACCAGGGCCUCUACCUCUGUCUCUGGGGUUGCCCGCUUAACCAGCAGAUAGACUUCCAGGCCUUCCGUUCGACCGCGCAGACCACAGAGAACCGGGCUCGCCAGAAAGGGGCAAGCUCUCCGUCUCCGCCAGAGCAUUUCACCUAUGAGACAGCCACAGCAAAGUGCCGGGAGAAGCUUCCGGUGGAGGACUUAUACUUCCAGUCCUGUGUCUUCGACCUCUUGACGACGGGCGACGUCAACUUUACCCUUGCUGCUUACUAUGCCUUUGAAGACGUCAAAAUGCUGCACUCCAACAAAGACAAAUUGCACCUCUACGAACGGACACGAGACUUGGAGACAGGCAAUACGGCCCCCUUGGAGCCUCCCACACUUCUCCUUUUUCUGGGGGUGUUGGCAUGCUUGAGCCAGUGGACAGCUGUUUUCCUAUAGGCCGUCAUCUGUGGCAGACCUCCUGAGUCGGGGAAAACAAGAGAACAAUUGUACUGGGUAACUAAGAGGCUGAGCCAGCUGAGAGCGAACAGUUUUAGUGACUGCUUUUUCUCCAGGGGGAAAAACCCCCAGAAAAAGCAAUUGAUCGAAUAGGUUUGAACCUUCUUUCCAAGUGAAGGCCUCCUUUUAUGUUAAAGAGUUCUGAACUUGUGGUUGACCCCUGCUCUUGUUACCUUCCUCCUCUGAUAGGAAAGGAUAAUGGGAGGCUUCUCACUGUCCCCCCACCCCGAUCCCUCCAUGUUUGCUGUACUACAAAUGGUUGUGGUGAUUGUGACAUUGGCGUUUGUGUAAAAGUCAAAGUAGGCUGCUGCUUUUUUUUAGACAGGCAGUGGCAAGUUGCCAGUUCCAGAAAUGAACUGCAGGAUCAUGACUGAACAGAGGUGAAAGAAAGAAAGAAAGAAAGAAAGAAAGAAAGAAAGAAAGA